GCGCGAGACGCUUGGGAAUGGGAAACGGGUCACAUGCGUGGGUCACAUGCGUGGGACGCUUGGGAAUAGGAAACAGAUCACAUGCGCGGAAUGGGAAUGCAAACACACAGGAAUUGAGAAUGGGAAUGACAGAACCAGGAAUGGGGCAGCCUACCCCCUGCGUUCUUAAUUAGUAGUAUAUAGAUAUGGACUAGCAGCUAGUAUAUGUAAGAGGCUGUAAAAAGAUCCUUUACAUCCGGUAUGUAAAGAAGUUUUUUCCGGCCGGGAGCCCUUCUCCUCCACCACCCGUUUCUCUUUCUCUAGGCUCGCGCCUGCCCCGCCUUCGUUGUCGCGCCUGCCACCUGCUCGACGAAUCGCCGCUUCCGCCCCACGCCGCGAUGCCGACGCCCCUCGCCGCGGCGCUGCUGCCACUGCCCGCCUCUCCCGCACUGCACUUUCCGCGGCCGCGGCCCGGUCCCUCAUGGCGUGCGCGGCCGGCCGUGGUUAGGGCGGCCGCUCUCCGCGCCCUGCCACGGCGCCUCGAGCUCUGUCCGCCGUGCCUUGCGGCGGUCGAGAGUAACCCGGCCCCGCCACCCUUAGCUCCGCCACCGCCGGACGAGGCGAGCGCCGGCUCAGGCCUCGAUGCGAGGGCCGGGGGAGGUGGCGGUGGUGGUGACGGAGGUGGCGGCGCUGAUCUUGGGUGGUUGAGGGCUUUCCCGCAUGUGUUCACUGCGUCAAUGGCAAACUUCCUAUUCGGUUACCACAUUGGGGUUAUGAACGGUCCAAUAGAAGAUAUUGCAACCCAGCUUGGUUUUCAAGGAAAUCCGUUCCUCCAAGGUCUUGUGGUGAGCAUAUUCAUUGUUGGUGCCUUUUUUGGGAGCUUAGGCUCAUCUGCAUUAGUAGAUAAGUUCGGCUGCAAGAGGACCCUUCAGAUCGACAGUAUUCCAUUGAUUAUUGGAGCUCUCCUGAGUGCACAGGCUGAUUCUUUGGAUGAGAUGCUUUUGGGAAGAUUCCUUGUUGGCAUCGGGAUCGGCGUAAACACUGUUCUUGUUCCAAUAUACAUCUCUGAGGUUGCUCCAACAAAAUAUAGGGGCACUUUGGGGACUCUGUGUCAAAUUGGAACAUGUCUAGGCAUAAUUGCUGCACUUUCCUUGGGGAUACCUUCUGAGAGUGAUCCACAUUGGUGGCGAACAAUGCUUUAUGCUGCAUGUGUACCUGGGAUUCUUAUUGUUGCUGGGAUGCAAUUUGCUGUUGAGAGUCCACGGUGGCUUGCCAAGGUUGGAAGGUUCGAUGAUGCUAGAAAGGUUGUAGAGAGCCUUUGGGAACCUUCUGAAGUUGAGAAGUCCAUGGAAGAGAUCAAAGCUGUUGUGCUAAAUGAUGAUUCACGGGGCAGCUGGUCAGACCUUCUGGUGGAACCACAUAAUAGAGUUGCAUUGAUUGGAGGAUCCCUUUUCUUUCUGCAACAGUUUGCUGGAAUAAAUGGUGUUCUUUAUUUUUCAUCAUUGACAUUCCGUGAUGUUGGUAUCAGUAGUGGUGCUUUAGCAAGCUUAUAUGUUGGAAUAACCAAUUUUGGAGGGGCACUAGUUGCUUCAAAUUUGAUGGACAAGCAAGGGCGAAAGAAGCUUUUGAUAGGAAGCUACCUUGGAAUGGCUUUUGCAAUGUUCCUUAUAGUAUAUGGUAUUAGCUUCCCGCUUGAUGAAGGAGUUGCCCACAGCUUAUCAAUCGCUGGAACUCUUUUGUAUGUGCUUUCACUUUCUAUUCUCUCUAGCAAACCCCUUAGGGGCUUGGGCUGGUUUGGUGACAAGGGAAUUGGAGGGGAUCCAUGGAGGAGGAAAUCCAUUGCUAUACAAAAUUGUUGUUCUUCACUAGCAGAAGGCUUGCUUAGAACCUUUUGUGGAAAUUAUACCUGUGGGUUUCUCAAUGUACAUUUUUACUUUUGCAAUUGGUGCUGGACCAGUUACCGGUAUCAUUAUACCAGAGCUCAGCAGUGCUCGGACACGCUCAAAAGUUAUGGGCUUCAGUUUCACUGUGCAUUGGAUAUGUAACUUUCUGGUGGGACUAUUUUUCCUGGAGCUUGUGCACAAGUUUGGGGUUGGAGCAGUCUAUGCAGGUUUUGGUGGGGUCUCCCUGCUGACAGCACUCUUCGCCUACAAUUUCAUAGUUGAAACAAAAGGACGUUCGCUUGAGGAAAUUGAGAUGUCCAUGAGCAGUGCUACCCCUGGCAAGCAAGAGUAGAACAUCUCAACUGUAUGGACAAACUGAACAACUGACGGGAGGAAUUUAAUAAGAGAAGAGGGGGCCUAAUCCCAUGAAUCUUCAGCAGCAGCAGUUUGUUGCAAACAACAUCAACUCCUAUAGAUAAUGAGCACAAUCAAAUUCAGCUUUUCUUUGGUAGCAUGAGAAUCGUUGUACAAUAUUAAAAAGGGUGAAGAAAACGACCCUUUUAAUUUGUUUUUUGUACAUCUGAUGUAUAUAUUUUACGCCUUCUGUAGUACGUAAAAUAAAGGGAACAGAUCUUUCUGAUAUUACUUGAUUGAUGAAUUUGGAAUAUUCGCAUCCUUUGUUC
Molecule: messenger RNA, 2545 nt
Organism: Zea mays
Lineage: Eukaryota; Viridiplantae; Streptophyta; Magnoliopsida; Poales; Poaceae
Product: probable plastidic glucose transporter 1
Exons: 12
Coding region: 378-2024 (548 amino acids)
Biological process (GO): transmembrane transport; carbohydrate transport
Cellular component (GO): membrane
Molecular function (GO): carbohydrate:proton symporter activity
Source: RefSeq, a predicted model, not a curated record